Cyanistes caeruleus (blue tit) is the source of this 3005-nucleotide messenger RNA. NCBI's taxonomy places the organism in Eukaryota, Metazoa, Chordata, Aves, Passeriformes, Paridae. The record is from RefSeq and is a predicted model, not a curated record.
CCCCAAAUUUCCUAAGGCCAUUAGGACAGGGGGUAAAAAGAAAAAAGAGAGAGAAAAGAAAAAAGAAUAUUAGGAGCCUGGAGUAACUGCGGCCCGUGGGACUGUGGGGAGAAGUGGAAGAGGAGCCUCCCUCUCCAGAUCCAUCGCUCAGCACCACGCUUGGGUGAAGGCAUGGGAAGCACUGCCAUGGACAAGAAGAAAGAUGCCUCCAGCAGCACCAGCAGCAGCAGCAGCAGCAGGAAAAGCUCCAGCCACAAGAAACUCAUGUUGCGAGUGCACAUCCCCGAUCUCAGCUCAUUUGCCAUGCCAUUCUUGGACGGUGAUGUGGAGAGCACAGACAAAAAUGCUUCUCGCAAGGUGGACGAAAGCUACUCAGCCGGCAGUCCUUCAAAAGGCCUUUUCUCAAAAGGGCUCCAGAACCGACCUUCCAGCCCUGUUUCUGCCCCUGUGAGAUCCAAACACAGUCCUGGCUCACCCAAAACAGUGUUCCCCUUCCCCUACCAGGAGUCUCCCCCACGCUCCCCACGCCGAAUGAGCUUCAGUGGGAUCUUCAGGUCCUCCUCCAAAGAGUCUUCCCCCAAUUCUAACCCGUCUACCUCUCCUGGGGGCAUCAAGUUUUUCUCCAGAUCAAGAAAAACCUCUAGCCUCUCCUCUUCUCCAUCUACCCCAACACAAGUGACCAAGCAGCCCACGUUUCCUCUUGAAUCCUAUAAGCAUGAGCCUGAGAGACUAGAAACACGGAUUCACUGUUCCUCGCCUCCGGACACAGGGCAGAGAUUUUCUCUGCCUCCAUCUCAAAGUGCAGCCAAGCCUCCCAUCAUGACACCAGCUCCCUGUGCUACCUCAAAACCAUGGCCUCGGUUCUGCAGAUUACUCAUCAGUACUCUGGCCUCAAUCCAGCUAAAGUACUUAAGUAAGUGCAUAACUUUAACUAACAUGAAUAAUCCUGUAUUCAAUGCCAGCAAACUUGCAGCACUUGAAGAAUCGGAAAGUGACAUUUAUGUGCGAUUCAUGAGGUCACACAAGUGUUAUGACAUUGUUCCAACAAGCUCUAAGCUUGUUGUUUUCGACACUACGCUACAAGUAAAAAAAGCCUUUUUUGCCUUGGUGGCAAACGGUGUGAGAGCAGCUCCACUGUGGGAGAGUAAAAAACAGAGUUUUGUAGGAAUGUUAACAAUUACAGAUUUCAUUAACAUACUGCAUAGAUACUAUAAGUCUCCAAUGGUUCAGAUUUAUGAAUUGGAGGAGCACAAGAUAGAAACCUGGAGGGAGCUUUAUUUACAAGAGACUUUUAAACCUUUAGUGAACAUCUCCCCAGAUGCAAGCCUUUUUGACGCUGUAUAUUCAUUGAUCAAAAACAAAAUCCACAGAUUGCCAGUUAUAGAUCCAGUCAGUGGAAAUGCACUUUAUAUACUUACCCAUAAAAGAAUCCUCAAGUUCCUCCAGCUUUUUAUGUCAGAGAUGCCAAAGCCUGCCUUUAUGAAGAAGAAUCUGGAUGAACUUGGAAUAGGAACUUAUCACAACAUUGCCUUCAUACAUCCAGACACUCCUAUCAUUAAAGCCUUGAAUAUAUUUGUAGAGCGAAGGAUAUCGGCAUUACCUGUUGUGGAUGAGUCAGGAAAAGUUGUAGAUAUUUAUUCCAAAUUUGAUGUAAUAAAUCUUGCUGCUGAAAAAACGUAUAAUAACUUAGAUAUCACGGUGACACAAGCCCUACAGCACCGCUCUCAGUAUUUUGAAGGUGUUGUAAAGUGUAGUAUGCUGGAAACACUGGAGACCAUUGUGGAUAGAAUAGUGAAGGCUGAGGUUCAUCGUUUGGUGGUAGUGAAUGAAGCUGAUAGCAUUGUGGGUAUCAUCUCCCUUUCUGACAUCCUACAAGCUCUGGUACUCACACCUGCAGGUGCCAAACAAAAGGAGAACGAGAGCGAAUGACUGCUGUGAAUGUACACGUUUGUAGAACUUGAACAGAGUUUCUGGGUCGUUUGUCUCAAGAGCAGUGACUGCAAUGGAACAGAGCAGGAUGGUUGAGAAUGUGUUUUGGGACUUAGUGAUGGAUGAUGAGUCUCUUCCCCCCAGUGAUGUCGCAAAAAAAGCAGCAUGACAAAAGCUUAUGUUAAAAUGUAGGCUCAUAUUUCAAAAUGUCUUCAAAACAUUUGCUGGAAGACUUCACAUGAUGUCCUUCAUUAAAAUGCACUGUAUUCUGAAACUUUUUCAUUUUGUAUUUGACAGAAGUCACUGGUCAGCAAUGGAUAUAUGUGACAUAAGGCAAGUGUAUGGCAUAUUCAUAUCAUAGUGCCUUAUGUCAAAAUACAGCAAUAUGUCAUCACUGUUGCCCAUCACUGUCAAAGGAAGUGUUGUGCUAAACGAGACACUGUAUUUGAAUGUGAAAGUCUUUAAACCUAAAACCAAAUCAGUUUCAGUUCUCAUUAGAUUUGUCAUAAAAGCUGUAAUUUGGGUAUUGGUAGACUUCUUUAAAACUUCAAUGACAGUUUUGUGUUCAAUGUUGCAUUCUGAACUGAAGUGUAAAACAAGACUGAUUUAAAAACAGCUUUAUUUAUUUUUACUUUCAUGACAAUUUUUUACACAUCUUUGGUGGAUAGCUAAAAUUUCACCAUAUCCAUUAAUAAACUGUUGAUUGUUAUACAAACAAGUGGGAGAUUUUUCUCAUUAUUUAAAACUUUGGAGUUGCAGAAGCUGUGCCCUGUUCACCAGUCUUUGUUACUUGAGCUGAAGAUUUCGGAAGCGUGGAUUGAAAGUGCUCUGUCAUACACAGGCACCACGGAGGAAAUGAGGUGCCAGAGGACAAUAUUUUCACCUGUAUUAAAGUGUAAAAUGAUGUUUGUACAAUGAAAACCCGAAACUUUUUAUUGUAUAUGAUUUGUACAGAAGUGGAGGAGUGAGGAAAGCUGUGGGAUAUUUGCUAAUGUAAAUGUACUGUAAAGUUUGAAGAUGAGACUUUUAUAAUUGUAGAUUCUUGUAGAUGGAAGAAAUUAAACCCUACAACAUCA